Messenger RNA from Balaenoptera ricei (Rice's whale), 1299 nucleotides. It is a transcript of the gene C1H1orf141, whose product is annotated as chromosome 1 C1orf141 homolog. The record is from RefSeq and is a predicted model, not a curated record. The coding region runs from base 1 to 1299 and encodes 432 amino acids. Lineage: Eukaryota; Metazoa; Chordata; Mammalia; Artiodactyla; Balaenopteridae. The transcript has 7 exons.
AUGGCAAAAAAAAUCUUAGAGAAGUUAGAUAUUCUGGAUGAGCAAGCAAAGACACUCUUGGCCAUAAGAGCAAAGAAAAACUGCCUUCAGAGUGAAGUAAAGAAAAAGAUUUCAGUGAUACCCCUGACAUUUGAUUUUCAGUUGGAAUUUGAAAAGGAUAUUGCUACUUCCAUAUCUGAGGCAGAAUCAAAGAUCACAAAAGACAGAUCAUAUGGCAUUAAAAAAACAAAAAGAUAUGUCUCCUUCAAAAAUAUGCCUGAACCUAAAAAGAGUGAUUUUGAAAAGUCAAAUUUAAGACCACACUUUGUACCAACAAAAAUUAAAAUUCAAGAAAUCAAGUCAGUAGAGCCAGUAGAAGAAUAUCUAAAAUCAAAAUCUAUUAGAUCUUUUCAUUAUCUUAAGGAUACAACUGAGGCGGAACAUGCUAAGCCCUUCCAUGAACUGUAUUCACAGCAUAGACAACAACAAUGUAGAAGAACAUUGGGUUCUACAAUCUUUUCUCCUGUACCCAGCAUUCAGUCUAAUGCUUAUAAGAAUGAAAAAGACUCUAUUUACAGUACAAAAGAAAAUAAAUCCAUCAGAAAUGAUCAAUUAAAUGAGUAUUCAGUAAGAAAGAAAAGCUUGCUCCCCUUGUGCUUUGAGGAUGAACUGAAAGAGCCAAAUGCCAAGAUAAUCGACAUUAGUCCAGCAAAGACAGCAACUUCUUACACGGAACAAAAUGAUACAAACCCCAUAAUUUUCCAUGAGACUGGAUAUGUACAAAUGUUACUUUUGACAAAAAAUAGGCUUCCUUCCCAUUCUAUGGAAAAUGGAAAUGGUUACCCAUAUAAAAGAUCAAAUAUUGUUUUAGAAAGAAAUUGUGAAAUGCUCAAAUCUGUAGCUAGAGGUCAAUCUAUUACUCCUUCCAAACCCAAAAGAACUCUGCCUACAACACAGAAGAAAGCUAUACAAGCAGUAUCUUUUGAAGUAAGCCGUAGAGUUGUAGAUGAUAAACUAAGGAAGAAAACUAGCAAGCAGACAUUUGAAAACAUAUCUUGGAAUAAACUCUGUAACUUUUCACAGACUUUUUCCAGCCUAACAGAAAAAUUUGUGGGUUUCCUUGAUAAAACUGUUAUUCAAGAAAUGAGUGCUAAAACUGGCAAAUUUGAAAAAAUGUUUUCUACAGUAAAACCAAUGAGCAAAUUGAGUGCCUCACCUGUCAAAUAUUGCUCAAAGCCUUCAAAAAAUAUACUCAAAGUCCAUAAAAUAAAUAAUGUAACACCAUUGGAUGAUUUGUUAAACUUGUCAAGUAAAAAUUAA